Messenger RNA from Symbiodinium sp. CCMP2456, 759 nucleotides. The record is from the annotation of a GenBank genome assembly. NCBI's taxonomy places the organism in Eukaryota, Dinophyceae, Suessiales, Symbiodiniaceae.
AUGGUCAAGAGUUUUGUCAGCAACGUCGUGCCAAAGAAGGUCAAGCUCAGAUCGGUCCAGAAGCGAUCCGCCGCCAAGGAAUCCACUACUGGGAAGAAUGUCAAGUAUGUUCGUGAGAAGUGUGCUGUGGGUCCUCGUGGACAGCGCAAGGACCAAAUCAAGUGGAAAGGGACGCUUCAUCAGCUCCUGCGAGCCUCCGACAAGGAGAUCAUCAACAUCCCCAUCGCCGACAAGUUCAUCCCAAAAUGGGAGGGCAAGACCUGCCCACCUGCUCCAACGGCACCUCGUCCAAGCUGCAGCUCGAUCCCAGCGGUUGCUUCAAACAUCGGUGCAGUCAUGGCAAUUGCUCAGUCCCUCCAAACGCAGGCCGCUCACACUAUACUCAAGUUGCGCAAGAUUCCUCAGAGCAACAUCCACCUUCUUCUCGACAUCAACCAUAACGCAAUUGAGGACAUGGAGAAAAAGAUCUGCAAGCUCAGGCUGAAGUAUGUCGAGAAGAAGGAGAAGGAGAUUGUGUUCGGAGAUGGGAAGUCUUGGAAGGAGAUCGAGGCUGAUGGGGCUACCUUUGACAGACGCGACAUAUCUCAGGGUGUGGAGUUCAAACACUUGAUCCAAUCCAAAGACUGCGUGAUGAUGUGGGAGCGGAAGAUUGAGUGGAAGGCCUUGGGCUUCGAGCUCUUGCGUGAUCGCAAAGUGAUCCUGCGCACAGACUCUGCCAAGAGCUACAAGCUCAACCUUCCUGGGGUCGCGCGCGACAAG